Molecule: messenger RNA, 1044 nt
Organism: Gigantopelta aegis
Lineage: Eukaryota; Metazoa; Mollusca; Gastropoda; Neomphalida; Peltospiridae
Product: peptidylglycine alpha-hydroxylating monooxygenase-like
Exons: 8
Coding region: 124-615 (163 amino acids)
Cellular component (GO): extracellular region
Molecular function (GO): oxidoreductase activity, acting on paired donors, with incorporation or reduction of molecular oxygen, reduced ascorbate as one donor, and incorporation of one atom of oxygen
Source: RefSeq, a predicted model, not a curated record
ACUACAGUGUUUGUAGUGGGCCACUUUUAACUCGGUGUGGAUUUUUAUGAUGUUCAUCUACAAGACUAUGCCAGCGUGGACGUGGAAGUAACGGGAAAAAGGCCAGCAUAUGAAACCGGUUUGAUGGUGCUUGGAAACAUUGGCUACAUCCCACCUAUGACCAGCUCGUUCACAUCCGACAGUGCAUGUCUGUGGGGAAGUUCUAAGAUGGCCCUUCUCAUUGGACAUAGGAUCCACACCCAUGGUCUAGGUUACUGGGUGUCUGGAUACAGAUACCGUGACGGAUACUGGAAACCCAUUGCCGCGGGUCGACCUCAAGACCCCGAGGACGUUAUUCCGACCAAAUCUGUAACUUUAUUACGCGAAGGAGAUGCCCUUACUGCUCGGUGCUACUACCAGAACACGCGACCAUAUCGAGUGAAUUUUGGUCCUAACUAUGGCGACGAAAUGUGCAACCUACAUCUAAUCUACAUGUUUCCCUUUGGCUCCGACCCUGGGCUUCGUUUCCAGACAUGCGCAAAAAACGCCCAGGACUUUCAUCUGUCCGACUAUUUCCAUUUCAUCCCGAACGACAAAGUACCACGCCCGACAACUGACGACGACUCACGAUACUAACUGUCGUUAAUUUCCGUGAUGUACAUUUCUAUUGCGUCAUUGAUUAAAGCUGUCAUCUCGACUUUAUUUUUAAUAUAUACUUUUUGAAAAAUACAUUUUGGAUUAUGGCUGUUCCAAGGAUGUAUAUAAGGUAUAUAUGUGCUAUUUAUUCACAAACAGCCUUCACCUAUACAGGGAUAAGGUGAAACUAACCGCACGUCUAAAUAAUAAUAUGUGUACUCGCUAGACAGAUCCAUGGCAUUUGAUACUUGUUUCAGUCAAUCAGGAUAUUGAACUGUUAUGAGUUUAACUCGCAAGAAAAGGAAAGAAACAUUUGUUUGAUAACACAUCGGCACAUUUUAAACUACGACUGUUAUUUGGUGGCUAACAUAUGUUUACUUUGACAUUUGAGAGAGACAGAGAGAGAUAGAGAGAGAGAGAGAGAGAGAG